AUGAGUGCUGCUGCCCCAAAAGCUUCACCUGAACCACGUCCAUCAGAACCGAAACCAACAGAUCAAGAUGCGCCUAGUCUAGUGGUUGCACCACUGGAACCAGUAGAAGAAGUUAACGAAAAUAUUCCCAGCGAAAUAUUUGAGCGUCCGUAUGAGGAAGACCACUUUAUCGAAAAUCCUGCAAAAAUAUUCGGGUUGAAGGAAAUCUUAGAACCGUUAACUAUACCUUCGUUAAAUAAUGUUAUAUAUGAGCUUGGAAUCGUUAAUAUGUGCUGGCCAGAGAUCAGUGAGCCGGUAUUCGAGACUCGCACAUGUUUUCCUCCAAGCUACUACACAAAUAGUACGAAAGAACGAUUACUGUUGGCCUACGCAGAGAACUUCCGGCGACAGUUUAAUUUUCAUUUUAAAAUGCGAAAACCUCUCUUGUUGCAAGUGCCUAAUGAAUGUGGUUUGCAGAAAAUGGUGUGCACUUCAAUACGGCCAACUAAGCUGUGCUUUGCUGACACGAACUCUUGGCAAGGGGUCGCAUCUUUAGUAUCAGAUUACUUCGACUACGAGCCGUUAACUAAACCCACAUUACACGUGAGUAAAUAG
Molecule: messenger RNA, 594 nt
Organism: Helicoverpa zea (corn earworm)
Lineage: Eukaryota; Metazoa; Arthropoda; Insecta; Lepidoptera; Noctuidae
Product: coiled-coil domain-containing protein lobo-like
Exons: 2
Coding region: 1-594 (197 amino acids)
Biological process (GO): flagellated sperm motility
Cellular component (GO): motile cilium
Source: RefSeq, a predicted model, not a curated record